AUGAUUUCAUAUGUGGAGUGUCUGGGCGGUGAGGGGGCGGGGCCUGGCGGGGCGUCGCACUGCUGGAACGGGGGUCCCGAUGACGAGCGGGACGAGCUUCUUCCACGCAAGAUGGUCGUCCUGCAGCCCAAGACGGAGGGCAGCCUGCGUCGUCGCCUCCUCAGCGCCAAAAUCCACCAACACCACGACGCCAUCUUGGGGCUGAAUGCAGGUGGUGCCGCUAGGCCUGGGAUGCCCUCAGGUGACAGAAAGCCCCUCCCACCUCACCUUCAGUAUCCAGGCAACAGCCCCUGGUACCGCCGCCAGCACCUCCCGCCACGACCCCACGUCCACCCUUCUCUUCCUCCGGAGGCUCACGGGAAACUUUUUCUCGCUCCUGAAGCUUACAGGAAGCCCAACACGCCACCCCCACCGCUCCAUCCGCCACGCUCCACCUGCCCGGUCCUCACCCAGCGGCGCAGAACCACGUCAGCGCCCCCCACCCCUGAGCCCCGCCCUUGCUACACCCUGCCCGCCCCCUCGCCUCUCAUCGGACCGCAUCCCCUCAGGGAGCCCGAGGUCCCGCCGCAGUACCGCUACCGGCCCAGCAGGAGGCGCAAGACCAGCUUCUUCUGCUUCAGACCCCGCCAAGGGAGGAGCUCCGGGCUGGAAGCCACACAAACCACGCCCCUUCUACGUAGAGCUUCAUCACCUGGCGACACACAUGAAGGACACACUCGUGUGCUGGCUCGCUGCCAACAUGGUGUGUGUGUGUGUGUGUGUGUGUGUGAGUGUGAAAUAAAGAAAGGGAGAGAGCGAGCGAGUGGCGAGUACAGACGGGAGAGCGAGGGGAGGAGACGCUGCAUUACUGCUGCUGCUCUGUCUGCUGCAGCCUCGGCGGUGUGUGUGUCCUGCUUGUGUGUGCGUGGCGUCGUCAUGGUUCUGAUCGGAGCGGCGAUCAAGUCCGUCCUCAGAUAUCUCAACAAGACCCGAGCCGGGGACGGGGACAGCAAGUGGUCUGUGCGCUACACUACCCAGAAGCCCCAGCAGGGUCUGCUCUUCAUCCCCGGGAAAAGACGGUCCGGCAGCGCAGAUGAUCUGCAAGGUCAGAGGUCAACGGGGAGGAACGGUGUGUCUAACAGGCUGACUCAGCAUGGUUACAGCCGACCCGGCAGCUCGCAGCCCCGCCCACCGAGUCCAUCCUCCUCUGGGCUCGACCAAUCAGAGGGCAGAACUACACGCCGGCGGUGGAAGGACAAAAGCAGGCGGAUGUCCUCAGCUUUCUCGGAUGAAGACGAGAAGUUUAUCUUGAACAACACGCGACCCCUGACCCCACUGGUCCUCAACCCGGUCCACCGCACCUCCUGUUGGGAUGUCUUUGCCCCCACCUACGAGCCAGCGGUCGAGGAUGAGAUGGAGCCGCCCCCCCGGCUUCCAACACCGGAGGAGAGGAUGAGGCAGCAGGCCGAGGCAGUCGCAGCUGACAUAGUCCCUAUCAAUAUAACAGGACAGAGUUUUGAUCGUCAGGCCAGUUUUCGAAGAGUGGCUUCCAACGCGGACUCGUUAUCCCGGCGCCCCCGGAACCUGAGCCGCUGCAAGAGAGUCACUGGGAUGUCCGAUGAUGUCAACCGGAAGCUUGACUCGCCUUUGGUCUCUUUGGUUCUUCCUGUUCAGUUCUCCGCCGUGAGUCCACCUGCCCACCAACAGAACAGUACAGGGCAGGAGGUGAAAGAAAAGGAGAGGGGAGAAGUCAGACAGGAGGGGCAGUCAUCAGUGAGGAGGAUCCGAGCUCCAAGAGGGGAGGGGAUGUCCAGCCUCAUGGCCUCCCUUACCUCCUCUCCUCCUGUCAAACCCUGUCACGACCACGCCAUCUCCUGCUGCUCAUCCCCCUCGGAGAUCCACAGCCUCCCCCGUCCGGGAACCAACUCGUCUCUGAACUCCGAGGCCAGCUGUAACAGCGCCUCCUACAGGACGCUCAGUGCCUCCUCAUCGUGCUGCCAGGAUCUACAGGGUUUCCCCAGUGACCUCCAGCCCCUGCUGCCCUUUGACCCCACUGCCAGAGUCAUCCCCCUGUCACCUUCCUCCUCAUCCUCUUCCUUUCCUUCCUCCCCGGUCUCCUCCUCCCUCCCUCGCACCCCAAGCCGUGCUCUAAAAUCAGAGUGGUCUUACCCCGGAGAUAAGUCCCUGAAUGAGGCUGCCCAACAUCCCAGUUCCCGUUCCUCCUCCCAAUACCUAUCCUCUUCUUCCAUCGCAGACUCAGAGUCUCAGUUUAGUUACCAGGAUACCCAAUGCUCCUACGAUGAGGAGGCAUGGAGCUACCGGCCCCUGUCCCGCAGCUCCAGCGUCCACAGCGGCAUCACCCAGGAGAUGAGGUGUCUUUCUGGGGAAGGUUGGAGCUGUGAUCCCCUGCUCUCCUCCGCUCGCUCUUCGCCCUCUCACACUGACAGCACCUCUCUGUGUUCAGAGAAAAUGACCUCCUCUCCCAGGCCAAUGCAGGAGAAAAGGAAGUCCAGCACUUCCUCCUCCUACUCGUCUUCCAUCACCCGCUGCAUCUCCCUCCGCAAGUCCAAGCGGCCGCCUCCUCCGCCAUUGCGCUCUGACUCCCUGAGGCGCCGUCCGGGUCGUAGCAAACCCUCCCGCUCCUCGUCCAGUCCCCGUGUGGAGCGGAGCCCCCUUCUGGAGCGUAAGCCCACCUCCUCUCCACAGGCCUUCGAUGACCCCUGGGUGCCCCGGAGCAACCUCAGAAGACGCCAGAGUGGGCUUAACUGUGGGACAGUCACAACCUUUGAACCCUUAAGCCCGGACUGCCAGGCGGAAAUCUCCUUUGACUAUCCUCCGUCCGAGCACGUGCCGCCAAGUCCCAGCCCCUCCCACGCCGUCGCCCCUGGGUCUCCAGGCUCAGAGGAGGAGGGGCUAAGAUUUACCCUAAACCCCCUUCCAGCUGGCUCUUCCGCGGCCGGGCUGCAGCGGCUCGCUUCGCCCUCUAGUGGCUACUCCAGCCAGUCUAACACCCCCACUCCAGGCACACCCGUGUCCUCACCCCUCACCCCCUCCUCUCCUCUCGCAGCAAGCCCUGAAGCCUUCCCUCUCCCCGCGACCUCCCCCUUCUCCUCUUUACGCUCCUCUUCUUUCCCUCUGUCCCCUGCUGUCUCCUGCCUGCCCGGGACGACGUCUCGGGGCGAAGGGAGGCCAAAGCCGCCGGUGCCGGAGAGGAAGUCAUCACUCUUUUCCUCCCUCUCCUCCUCAUUUUCCUCCACCUCCUCCCUCUCCUCCUGCACCUCCUCAGAAUCCUCUGCCAGGCAUCCACUUCUCCCUCCUCCUCCUCCUCUACCAGGAUCUUCCUCUCCUCUGCCUCCUGUCUUCUACUCCCCCAUUCACUCCUCCCCUCCUCCCGCUCCUCCCCUUCCUCAGUCCUGCCCCCCUGCUCCUUUAACCAAACUCUCUGCUGCUCCUUCUUCUUCACCUUCAUCUCUUCCUCCUCCCCCUCCCCCGCCUCCUCCACCUCCUCCUCCUCUACCACCUUCAUCCCUCCCCAUUCCUCCUCCUCUCCCGCCUUCAUCCCUCCCUCCUCCACCUCCUCUUCCUCCUUUCUGUCGGCCUCCUCCUCCCCCCUACUCCCACGCCGUCAGGCAGACCUCCUUUGUGUCCACCAUAACAUCGUCAACCAACUUCCCUCCUCCCCCAACCUCCCCACCACCUCCUCCAAUUCCUCCCUCUUCAGAAAUCCCAGAAUUCCCAUUCGCUGACCUCCCUCCUCCCCCCCACCACCACCUCUGCCUUCUCUCCCCGUAUCCUCUGCCACCUCCUCCCCCCCCCCAGGUGGCCACGCCCCCCGGCCUCCUGGUCACUGCCCAAGCUUUGCAGGGCGUCAAGCUUCGUUCUGUCAAGAACCAGGAAGGCCCGCCCCCUGACACCAUGCUAGCCAAUGCUGCAGCUGCUAAUGCUAACCAUGCUAAUACCAUCUACGCUUUACCGAGCAAAGAAGCUUAUGCAUACAAUGCUGCGUUGGCUAAUGCUAAUCUUGAUUGCCCGACUAGCGCUGAUGUUAAAGCAGUUAGGAAUGGAUUACAAAAUGAUCCAGGUAGCAAUGAGGCUAACACAACUAGCACAUUAAUGGGUAAUUCUAGCCUUUAUAGCCCAGCCAACGCUGAUGGGCCUGCAUGCAAGUCAGAUUAUGAUUACUAUAACCUAACAAAAAGUGAGGUGACGGCACCCGACGCUAAGUCAUCUUAUGCUAAUCUUCAGAGCCAGCGAGGCGUCGUUGCUGUUCCAGCUAACCAGAACAGCUCUGGGCCUAAGCUGACCGAUGGCGAAACUCCUCUAGACAUCCAGUACAAUGAACGAGAGAAGGAAGAUACUAAGAUGUAUGCUACACUGGCAAACAAUGAAGACUCCAGUCCUGACAAUCCCUGGGUCAAAAGGUCUUAUGAUUCUGACAAAAACCACAUCAACACAGUCAUCCAGCAACAGAUCACCGACAGUAAGCUGACUGAGCCUGCAGAGCAACAGGAUGUUAGGCACAAUGAUUCUGCAUACUGGACGCUCUCCGGAACAAAACGAGAGCCUCGAAGAAAGAACGGAACAAUACUGUCGGAGAGCAAAGAUGAAGUAGAGACAAAUGACGAGAGUAAUUCGGAAAUGUGGAAUCACGGUGCAGCUGAUGGAGAAUCUGCAGCACACAGUAACAGCGUCUGUAAGACAGGCAGCCCGAGGAAGCUCGGCUCCCCAGAGAAGCCGAUUCCCCCAAAGAAGCCUGAUCUUUGCAUUCUGGGUAGCUGGAAGAGCAGUGGACAAAUCACGGCGCCUUCCCUUGGGCUCAACGGCCAAUCAGAAUUUCCAUCUGAUUCCUUCCGCACACCUUUGCACACAACUCUGAGCCACUGUGCGCCUUCACCAAAGCUCUUGACGCGAACCACAGCGGACAAAACGGCAAUUCCUGACAAGUCAGUGAGCGAAACAACUUCACCUGCGCGCUCAGUGAAUGCUGCUGCUUCUUCGCCUGUAAACAUAACGCCCGCCGACGUCGCCCCGCUCUCGCCCGCCGACGUCGCCCCGCUCUCGCCCGCCGACGUCGCCCCGCUCUCGCCCGCCGACGUCGCUUCGCCCGCCAGCUCGCCUCACAGGCAGAAGCCACAGAUUUUGCACAAGAAGCCAGAUGUCUCACUGACGUCACCCAAAACAACCAAACCGCUCGUCGCAUCUAAAAGUACAGGGGAGGCAUCCAUAGGGACCAGGGGCCCCUUGGGGAACUGUGGCCCCUCGGGAGUCAUUGGUUUCGCAGAGACCCUGAGGAUCAAAGGGGCUCCCAAUAUCGAUGGAACCAUGAGUACUUCGGAGAGCUGUGGUACCUCAGACACAUGGGGGACUGUGGGGGCCUUUAGCACCUUAGAGAACUCGGGGGUCCGUGGUGGUACUUCCAGCCACACGGGGGGAGCCCAAACUGGAGCAACAGACCCCCGUUGUGCUGGAAUCAUCGGGACAAGACUUCAUAAGGAUGACGAGAAACUCUUUCAAAUGAGGAUGAUGAGGUCACUGCUGGCUGAAGAGGAAGAGGAGAAAGAGAGGGUGGAAGAGAGAGGGAGGAAAUCGGCCGCGAUGAUGAUGAUGAUGAUGUCGUCCACCUCAAGGAAAAGAGACAAAGCAAAGAAGAGGAGGAAGAGAAGGCCGGGCAGGCAACUGCUGAUGAUGUCAUCGAAAAAGGAGCCAUCUCCCUCUUCGUCGUCGUCGUCGUCGUCAUCAUCUUCAUCCUCAUCUGGAGAUGAACGAGACGGGGGGAAGGAGAGGACGAGGCAAACGAGCGAGAGGGUGAGGGUGACGUGCGAUCGAGACACCAGCGACUCCGAAAGCUCCUGCUCUCUGAUUGGUCAGAGCAAGUUCUCCCUCAGCAGAGCGCUGUCCACGGAGAGCCUGGGGGGGGGGCUGUCACUUCCAGACCUCCUGAUACAGGAGGAGGAGAGGAGCAGUGAGGGAGCAGAGAGGAGAAGAGAGGAGGUGAAGGAGGCUGGAGGACCCCCAGAUGCUGACGUGUUCGUCGGUGUUUCGGCGGACCAGAUGUGCGUCUCCAGUCGACCUCGAACCACAGAGGACCUGUUUGCUGUCAUCCACAGGUCAAAGAGGAAGAUGCUAGGAAGAAGGGAUUCAGAAGACGAGAGACGCCGUGUCUCGUCUUCGUCGUCCUCCUCGUCCUCCCCUUCAGUCUGCCCCACCGACCCCUCGCCCCGUCUGCAGCGGCCCGGAGCCUUCAGAAGUCAAAGAUCAGCGAGAAGCGAAAGCUUUAAGGCUCUCCUGCUCAGGAAGGGAACUCGGGCUGAUUCGUCUUCUCGAAUCUCUGCUGUCGAGCGGCUCCGCGUCGCUGCGUCUCCUACGACCACCGCCGACCUCCGCAGUGUGCUGCCACCGCCACCAGUCCAGCCCGAAGUCAACCCCGCAGGCUUGUCCCAAACCUCGGAUACAUGUGAUUUGAAUGUCCACCGUGCUCUGGACGCACCAGCGUCUCUCUGCGGUCAGAACUUCUCCAUGAUGUUCGGAUGGAGGCGACGGGAUCUGAUGCCUCAUCACCCCCUCCUCACCUCCUCCUCCUCUCCCUUCUUCUUCCUCUCCUCAUCCUCCUUGCGGCCUCGCUCGCUCACGCCUCCCUGCUCCUCCAGCCGACGCUUUGCCGCUCGCUGCCGCCUCUACGCCGCCCCCAUGACCGCCAUCUUUGAAGGAGAGAGCGAGGAGGAGGAAGACGACGGGGUUUUCAGCGAGUCUCCGGGAAUCGAAGGAGGACCGAGUCAGAGGCUGGUCGAGACUUCCUGAUGGACAGGCCAAGUGUAAAGACGCCGCUCGGGUUCAGCAGGAAGUAAACGGAAUGUGACGACGGACACGUCGCACCUGAAGCGUUUAAUCAAAUGUACUGAAGCACACUCUCUGUUAAAGGACGCGUCUCUCGUAGCAACACUGACGUGAAGCCUGAAAAACACGUGUGAUCUCCAAGAAAACAAACUUGUUGCGAUGACACAAUAAUUUGCUGGUGAUCAGAAAAGUAACACCUGCAGUUAAUGUACUUUCAGUUAAACUGCCGUAAUUAUGUUCUUAUGUUCUAAUUUUGUCUUUUGCUUGAUUUAGCGUUGUCUUUUUUCACUAUUUGCAAGGACAUAAAUUAAAUUUUUGUUUGACUUGUUAUAUUGUCUCACACUAGUAAGAGGCAUCUAAAUUCAAAACCAUCCAUGUUCUCUCUGACACAACACAACUUUUAACCGAAGAGGAUGUGGAAUUAUUUUCA
This is a messenger RNA of Micropterus salmoides (largemouth bass), 7243 nucleotides long. Its product is annotated as NHS-like protein 1. NCBI's taxonomy places the organism in Eukaryota, Metazoa, Chordata, Actinopteri, Centrarchiformes, Centrarchidae. The coding region runs from base 1 to 6777 and encodes 2258 amino acids. The transcript is spliced from 11 exons. Gene Ontology annotation, biological process: cell differentiation. The record is from RefSeq and is a predicted model, not a curated record.